This is a messenger RNA of Tachysurus vachellii, 5895 nucleotides long. It is a transcript of the gene sema4gb, whose product is annotated as sema domain, immunoglobulin domain (Ig), transmembrane domain (TM) and short cytoplasmic domain, (semaphorin) 4Gb. The coding region runs from base 257 to 2905 and encodes 882 amino acids. Gene Ontology annotation, biological process: negative regulation of axon extension involved in axon guidance; negative chemotaxis; positive regulation of cell migration. NCBI's taxonomy places the organism in Eukaryota, Metazoa, Chordata, Actinopteri, Siluriformes, Bagridae. The transcript is spliced from 15 exons. The record is from RefSeq and is a predicted model, not a curated record. Gene Ontology annotation, molecular function: chemorepellent activity; semaphorin receptor binding.
AGGUGACUUAUAAAGUGUGCCAGAAGUGCCCUUUAAAAAUGCCGCAGUGGUGUGCACUGAUUUCUGUUCGUGUACAGAACUCCUAUAGAAAUAUGCAUUUCAGACUUGAGCCAUAAGUUGUGUUCUUCAUCUAGUCUCAGGUACGCAGAGGGAAACAUUUGACAGCAGGAAGAUGAGUUAGGAGUCUAUCAAGAGUCUAGACUAAGUGGUUUCCAAAUGAUCUGGAAGGAUUCUAGCUGCCAUUUGUACUAAUAUCAUGGUGGUCAUGACACAUCCUGAGCUGCUUGCCAUCACACUGACGCUUCUCUGCAGCUCAGCAUCCGUGCUGUGGGGCUUCCCAUUUGGACCUGUGCUUGAGUUGGAUGUCAUUCCUAGGACUACUGUGCCUUUUAAUGGGCUUCUUGGAUGUAAUCUUUUCCGUGCUCAGACUGUAAACUACAGUACUCUGCUGCUGGAGGAUGGAGCUGACAUAUUGUAUGUAGGGGCCAGAGAGGCCCUGUAUGCCCUGGACACAUCCAAUAUAUCAGCUAUCCGCACCAACAGUUCUAUCGAUUGGACUGCAUCUGUAGAACAGAAGAAACAGUGCUUAAGCAAAGGAAGGGACGAUCAGACGGAAUGCUACAAUUAUGUUCGGUUUCUUGAUCGGUAUAACGAGACUCACCUCUACACCUGUGGGACCCAUGCCUUCCGACCUCGCUGUGCAUACAUAGAUGUGGAGAGAUUCAUCUUUGUGCGUUUUGAGGAAGGCAAAGACAAAUGUCCAUAUGACCCAGCCAAAGGUUACACUGGGUUCAUUGUUGAUAGUGAGAUGUACUCCGCCUCCCAGUAUGAGUUUCUGAGCUCCCCUGAUAUUCGUCGUAACUUUCCCUUUCCAAACCUGAAGACAGAGGACGCUCCAACUAGAUGGCUCUUGGAGGCGGACUUUGUUGGCUCAGCACUAUUGAGAGAAAGCAUCAACAGCUCCAUUGGGGAUGAUGACAAAGUUUACUUCUUCUUCACUGAGAGAAAUCCAGAGCAGAAGCCUUACUCCAGUCAGACCAGAGUGGCCAGGGUGGCCAGGGUCUGUAAGGGUGACAUAGGAGGUCAGAGGACUCUUCAGAGGAAGUGGACAUCCUUUUUGAAAGCCCGACUUGUGUGUUCUUUCCCUGAGUACGAGUUGCAGUUUAACAUCCUGCGUGGUGUGUAUGUGCUGGAAGGACCUAAUGUUCAUGACAGCCUCGUCUUUGCCAUCUUUGGACUUGAAUGGAAAAAUGUUAAAACAUCAGUAGUUUGUCAGUACUCUAUCAAAGAUGUCCAGACUGCAUUCAAUGGCCCUUACAUGGAACUCCAAGACUCUAAAUGGAGGGAAUACUCUGGAAAAGUUCCAGACCUUAGGCCUGGCUCAUGCAUAACUGAUCAGCACCGGGCUCAGCUCAUAAAUUCAUCACGGGAUCUGCCAGAUAACGUGCUCAUGUUUGCUCGGAGACACCCUUUAAUGGCCAGAGAAAUCCGGCCAAUAGGAGGGCGACCCCUACUGUUCAAAAAGAGCACCGACUACACCAGGAUAGCAGUUCUUAAGGUCACUGCCUUGGAUGGCAACACGUAUAACAUGAUAUUCACUGGAACAGAUGAUGGGUGGAUGCAUAAGGCUGUACAGAUAGGAAAUCAGGUGCACAUCAUUGAAGAGCUGCAACUGUUUAAGGAGCCUCAGCCUAUCAACAACAUGGUUAUUUCAUACAAACAGAAAAGUGUAUAUGUGAGCGCUGCGUCAGGAGUGGUGCAGGUACCUCUGUCUUCCUGUAUGCGCUACACCUCAUGUUAUGGCUGUGUGUUUGCACGAGACCCACUGUGUGGCUGGGAUGGGAGACAGUGUGUUGAAAUAUCAACAUACCCUGUCAGAUCCAACUUAACUCAGGACAUUCAGAUGGGUAACAGAGGGUGUGACAACAUCACAGAGGAUGGUCUUGUGACCCAUCGCACUCGUUCAGUGAUGGUGGGACACGACAUGCUCUUGCUUUGUGAGCUUCAUUCCAAUCUGGCAGUUCCACACUGGACUCUGAAUGGUGAACUGCUGCAGAGUUAUGCUGUGGACACUGGCUUCCGUAUUGGCACUGAUGGCCUCCUCAUAAUCGGGGCUCAGACCCAGCACAGUGGCCAUUACUGCUGUUAUGGUGUGGAGAAUGCUGUUUGGAUUCCUGUACGCAGCUACAUGGUUAGGGUCCAGCCAAUUCCUCCACCUUCACCCCAUCUCCCCACAGAUCCAACUGCCUUACCAGAGAGGUUCUUCACCACUAGCACACUGUCUGUCAGCACCUCUAGUGAAUCCAUAGAGCAACCUCUGCACCCACUACCCUCCAGGCCUGAGUUCCACACCAACCGACACAUGGAGGCUAUGUAUAUCUCCUUGGUAGCUGUUUUAGGUGGCCUCUGUCUUGUUCUUACUGUGGUGCUGUUGUAUGUUAGCUUCUGUGCACAUAGUGCCCCUGGUCACAAGAAGUAUUCUCAGCACGAGUUGUCCAUUACCCCUACCAUAUCGAGAAAACGCAGCUCUCAUGUGGAACUGAAGACAAUCUCCAGCCACUGCAAUGGGAGAACUGAUGGGCUUUAUGGAGCAGCAUCAACAGAUGGAGAAUUCCUGCAGAUUAUUUCAAUUGAUGGGCAGAUCAGUCCUAACAAGGAGCCUCCUCCAGCUCCUCCACUCCCCAUGCCACCUCCACUGCCAUCCACGGAGUAUGCAAACGGCUUGUCGGCCACGAUACCAAGUGUUUUAAGGAAAAUAAAUGGGAACAGCUACGUGCUCCUGAGUCAGAUGGACUCAGAUAUGACCUCACCUCUUUACCAUUCUUUCACAGAAGAGCUGAACAGGAUCUUAGAGAAGAGAAAACACACACAGCUGGAUAUGGAGCCAGAUGAAAGCUCUGUGUAGCCCCAACUCUGCUUAAUAAGAGCAGUGGCAUCUUUUAGAGGAAAUCAUUACUGUUGUUAAAGCUGUAUUUUAUUAACUAAAAUAAAUGUGGUGUUUUAUUAUGCUGUAUUUGCACUGUAUCCUGAUGUGCACCUCAAGCUCUAUAGAUAUAUUACGAACCAUUAUUUGGAUGUUUUUUACUGAGGACUUUGCAAACAGUAAUAACAUACCAUAAUAUGUCGAAUUACAUAGUGUUGUUAUUUUAUCUAAAGUGGCAAGGGAAAACCCUCAAAUAGAGAUUAUUAUCUCAUAGGAUUCUGAGAGCAUAAACAUGCAAAACAAAAGAACUAAUAGAAAAGAUAUGAUUACUGACUGGGUUCCAAAAAUUGUAAAUCUGAUGAUAGUGUAUGUAACUUACAUUCAUUUAUUCGUUAUGUAUCUUAUGCAGGAGUCUUGUCCUUAGGUCAUUGUGGCCCCCUGUUUUACACAAAUUUUUUUAAAUCCUAAUAUACAAGAUCCAGGAAAACAUCUCCAAACUGUGCUUAGAAGUUAAAUAAUUACAAAAUAUAAUCAGCAAAUGUAAAUGGAAUUCAGAGCUUACAGCACUCAAGCAAAUAAAAUUGGAAAUAAGAAAGAAUUCAAUGAGGAUCUAAGUAAAGUGAUACGACCAACCUUAGAUGCUGAAGGACCAGAACAAAAGUGCAAAUGGAAAACAUGCUGUGAACAAAGGAACCUAUUGCAAUCUUGCCAGUGCAUGAGCCUAUUUUCACCACCCACAGAAAUUCAUGAUAUUUUCAUUUAUAGCUUUCAGCUGCUUUUUUGUAAAGUGAUCACUUUCCUAAAAAAUAUGAGCAGGGUUGUUUUUAAUAUCCAAGCACUGUAUAAUGUCCAGAGGGGAUAAAACAGAGUUUUAUUCACACUGAUUAAAGAAAAAAAAAAUCAACAUUGCGAAAAUAGAGUUAGAAUAGUGACAGCACAGCAAAAUGAAACUGGGAAUGUAUUCAAAUACCCUCUAGAGGACAUUGCAGCAUUGUUGAAAUGCACCAUCUUGGCCUUGAGCCACUUGAAGUGAAACUGUCAUCAUUAUAACUAAAUUUUCAUUGAUUAAUGCAUUUCACAAGAAACACAAAGUCAGUAUCAUUUCAUUAUUAUUAUUUCAUAUAAUAUCAUCUUUCUCUUUUCAUCUUUAAAGCAAAGUCUGUCCUAGUACUUGCAUACGAUGAUAAACAUUUUGUUUUUCAUUUUCAUGAAUUUGAGACUGAGUGUACACCAAGAUGAAUAAUUCAGUACAUUAGGCACACAGAAGAUUGUAUUUUUAAGGUCUUGUAGUUUACAUUACAUUGUAGUUUACAUUAAGGUCUAACUAACCUAGUUUGUUAUUAUAUCAGUGACUGAACUGAACUAAUAUUAAUUGAUGUGAAUCAUUUUUCUGCAGCAUUCAAAAAUCAAAUCAAACUGGUCUGGAAGGUUGUAAUAUUUCUGUACAUAAUGUAUGUUACAAUAUGAACCUUGUUUAACAGCGUUUGUACUGAUCAGUAGCAGACAGUUUCGUACACUUUCGUACACUUGUCAUCGGUGGCUUUCUGCACUUGACUGGUAUUUUUGUCGAUAAGCAGCUUACUGUGACAAUAGUACUUUUGAUGAGCUUUUCUUUCCUUAUAGCAUAUAGAUUACACCCCAAAAUAUCACAACUUUUUUUCCCUACAAACAUUAUAACUUUUUGGAAAACUGACUGUCAAACAUGUCAUGGGCCAAGUAUUUUUCUGGAGAUGUUAUGUCCUAUGGUCAAGAUCAUGCAAGUGUAUUAGAGUAAAAUUGCAAUAUAUUGCUCGCUCACAUUUUAGGUCAUGUAAUCACAUGCAUUAGGAGUAUUAACAUGCUGAAAUGAUGACAAACCACUUCCUGUGAUAGGCAAAUCACAUGACUGAUCUACUGUGUACGUCUUUUUAUGGUAAAUAUCUGAGCCGUGCUUAAGUCUUGUAUUAAACCGUGAAUUUAUAGACUUAUUUCUCUUACCUUUUGAAAGCAGUACCAUCAUUUCUGUUCAAUGCAGAAAGCUCAUUCCUGAUGUCUACAGAUGCACAUGCUGGAAUCAUGAUCAGUAGAUUAAGGGCUGAACAAAUUGUGUGCCUCAUUGUGCUAAACAUUUCCCACAUUAAGGAAUUCCCUGACAUUUAUUGCACUAAUUUUCAUACUGAUUAAAUUCUCUUUCUACAUGUUUUAGACACGUUUUACAGAAUUUGAGUAUUCAUAAAUUCCUUCUGUUUACAGAACGUUUGGAUCUUGUGAACCUGUUUUAUACAGUAAAUAAGGGGGGAAAAGUAUUUAUCUAAACUGAAGAGAGACAAGAGGCCUAUUCUGUGACAGUUUACAUCUGCAUAUUUAAUCAAGUGUAUCAGGCCCAUUUAUAUGUCCUAUAUGUAGCUGUCACCUAGCAACAGCGCUGUAUUUAGAACUUGCUGUAAUCCACAGAAUAGGUCGAGCAAGUCUUCACAGAGGAAAGAUAAUGUGACUGGAGCACACUUGUCUAAUCCGACUGUAAUAUGCUGAAUGCAUUAAUAGAUAGAUACACCACCACAAGGGAAAACUUCAGUUAAUAAGAUCUCUCUGAAGCCGUGUUUUGUUUUAUAACCCCACAUCCACUGCUUCAGUCCAUAGCUUAUGUAAGGCUCUGUGAUUUGUUUUUGUUUUUUUAUUCUAGGAUACUAGAAAGCCUAGGGACAAAGUUUUUCCUCUACAUACACACUAUUAAUGGCACAAAGACUUAACAUUUUACAACAUCUGCAUGGUUCUGUUUCUCAAUCUGCUUUCACAUUUUCAUGCAAGACUUGGGAAGAGACAGAAUAAUGAAAAACAAUGUUUUUAUCACUUGCAUGUCUUUUCCCCUCUGUCACUGUAAAUAACUUUGAAUUACAAUUUCCAAUAUUAAGCAUGCAAUGUACAAUAUUAAUAGCGUGCUCUAAUAUCCAAUGUUUCUUUUUCAAUGUAUCAAUAAAUUAAUUUUCUAGUCA